Molecule: messenger RNA, 1171 nt
Organism: Penaeus monodon (black tiger shrimp)
Lineage: Eukaryota; Metazoa; Arthropoda; Malacostraca; Decapoda; Penaeidae
Source: RefSeq, a predicted model, not a curated record
AGCUUCUUAGCAAAUGAAUAUACUGAAAUGUGGAUAUAGUUCAUGAAAUUGCUAAAGUAAUAACCUUCAUGAUGGCACGUGCAGCCGUAGUCCGAUCCCCGACAACAGACCGCCUUCAUUCCUUGAAUCCCAAGAUAAAAUUUGAUCGAAUUUCAGGAAAGCCGAAAAACUUUACUCACUCGUCAUGGAAGCGGACGAACAAUUCUCCCACCUUAUGGGAGUCGAGAAAUUCUACCCACACGCCAAGGGAGUCCCACGUCUCGGGGAAACCGAAAAGCUAUACCCUCACGUCAAGGGAGCCAACAAACAGUCCUCAAACGUUAUGGGAACCGAGAAACUCUGCCCACCCACAAUGGGAGUCCCACACCUCAGGAAAACCAAGUUAUACCCUCACAUCAUGGGAGCCGAGUAGCUUCACAUCAACGCCAGGGAAGCCACAAAAUUCUACUCACUUGUCAGUGAAGCCAAGGAGUGUCCCUGACAUAAUUCCCCUUAAAACCCCAACGAAGGAAAGAGACCAACAGAAGGUAGACAGUGCUAGCAUUCAGGAAGUUAGACAUCCAUCUAAGAGAAGAAAUAGUCGUGACAAUUCUGAAAUGCACCAAGAAGAACACAUACACCAAGAAAAGAAUGCAGACCAAACACAGAAAGCAAAAGCUAGACUGCAUGUUAUGUUUGAAAAGGAAUAUCAUAAUAGAUGUAUUGAGGAGUCCAUAGGAAUACCAGCUACAGUUAAAGCAAAAGGUCUAGGGAAGAGGAGGAAAUUGUCUUUGGGUAAGCAUUCCUAUCUGACAUGCUAUACAUGUGGAAAGUCUGUGAUAGAUGUACACUUUGAGGAGCAUUUAUUUUUUGGGGAGAGUGAGUGCACUCAGUGUAAUUGGAAGAUAUCCAGCUGUGAAGCCUUCAAGGAAAAUAAGAUGGAUCAAAUGAAUGGUAACUCAACAUGUCCACAUAAUUUAAGAUAUUGUAUGACACCUUCAGAGUAUAUUUCAAAAAAAAUAUCACAAGAAUCACCUCAUGAAUUGGACAGAAGUAAAUUCACUUCAUAUAUAUGCUCUCUUAAAAGGUUAAAAGUGUCUGAUCCAUGGAGAAAAGCCAUUGAUCAGUGUCAGAAUUUUCUGGAUAGAGAGACCUCUCAAGCAAGUGAAACAAAUGAAGAGCAAUUAAAUAC